GAGCAGCUAACCUUCCGGCCACUCCAGGGAACGAGGUGAUUGCUGUGGACUGGAAGGGCCUGAAGGAUGUCGAUCAAAUCAACAUGGACAGCACCAGCUCCCUGCACGGGAGCAGCCUCCACCGGCCAUCUACCGAGCAAACACGGACGGAUUUCUCCUGGGACGGCAUCAACCUCUCCAUGGAGGACACCACUUCCAUUCUUCCGAAGCUUAAGCGAAACUCUAACGCCUAUGGCAUCGGAGCCCUGGCCAAGUCAUCGUUCUCAGGGAUCUCACGAAGCAUGAAGGACCAUGUGACAAAGCCCACUGCCAUGGGGCAAGGCCGGGUGGCCCACAUGAUUGAGUGGCAGGGCUGGGGGAAGGCACCAGCCAUUCAGCCGCAGCACAGCCACGAGUCCGUGCGCCGGGAUACAGAUGCCUACUCUGACCUCAGCGAUGGCGAGAAGGAGGCCCGUUUCCUAGCAGGUGUCAUGGAACAGUUUGCCAUCUCUGAGGCCACACUCAUGGCCUGGUCUUCCAUGGAUGGUGAGGACAUGAGUGUCAACUCCACCCAGGAGCCAUUGGGCUGCAACUAUAGUGACAACUACCAGGAGCUGAUGGAGAGUCAGGAUGCCCUAGCUCAAGCCCCCAUGGAUGGAUGGCCACACUCCUAUGUGUCCCAGGGCAUGUACUGUCUGGGCUCAUCGGAUGCCUGGGAAGCAAGCGAUCAGUCCCUCAUCGCCUCUCCAGCCACAGGAUCCUAUCUUGGCCCUGCAUUUGAUGACUCGCAGCCCAGCUUGCAUGAAAUGGGGCCUUCCCAGCCUGCCUCAGGAUACUCUGCUCAGGAGCCUCCACCUUUGCUGGGGGGAGACACUGACUGGGCUACAAGCGUUGGAGGAGUGGACCUGGCAAGAGGCCCUGCUGAGGAGGAGAAGAGGCCAUUGGCCCCUGAGGAGGAGGAGGAUGCGGGAUGCCGGGACCUGGAAUCACUUUCCCCACGAGAAGACCCUGAGAUGUCCACUGCUCUCAGCCGGAAGGUAUCUGACGUCACAUCGUCAGGUGUGCAGUCCUUUGACGAGGAGGAGGGUGAAGCCAACAACUAGCUUCCUGCCACCCCAGGGCCUGCCUUCCACUCCCACCUGAGGGGCACGGCUGCACCCCAUACCCUCCCUUCCCCCAGCCGUACAGCUGAAACCCCGGGCAGAAGACAGCGGGGAACCCAGGAGCCUCCAGUCCUCACCCGGAGAAUGGAGGACAGGGAUGGGCUUUUAUCCGGGCUGACACUUUAGAAACCACAGGUCCAGGGCCUGAGACCCAGGCAAGGAGAUGGUUAUGAACUUGGCAUGGCCAUGGGCUUCUGGGUCCGUGCCAGGAGCCUCCAGCACGUGCAGCCCAAGGACAGGAGCACAGAGCGGUGAGCCGGAGACCGGAUCUCGAUCCUUCUCUCCCUGAUUUUGUCUUCCAGGAGCCUUGACUGUGUUGUCUGAACUCCUCCUUCCUUCAUUUCACUCCUGCUUU
Molecule: messenger RNA, 1497 nt
Organism: Galeopterus variegatus (Sunda flying lemur)
Lineage: Eukaryota; Metazoa; Chordata; Mammalia; Dermoptera; Cynocephalidae
Gene: FAM131B
Product: family with sequence similarity 131, member B
Exons: 6
Coding region: 84-1082 (332 amino acids)
Source: RefSeq, a predicted model, not a curated record